Molecule: messenger RNA, 2902 nt
Organism: Carcharodon carcharias (great white shark)
Lineage: Eukaryota; Metazoa; Chordata; Chondrichthyes; Lamniformes; Lamnidae
Gene: themis
Product: thymocyte selection associated
Exons: 8
Coding region: 298-2289 (663 amino acids)
Biological process (GO): T cell receptor signaling pathway
Source: RefSeq, a predicted model, not a curated record
CUGACCUGUGGCCUCACCUUGCACUGUGACUGACUUCAAGUGGGUGGGGCGCCGACCGCGCGAGGACCACCUGUCGCCGUGAGAGAUGGACCGCGCGCUCCGCUGAGAACUCUCUGCAAGUUGGUGAGGAAAAUAGCAGGGGAAUGGCGCAAAGCCUGGAGAGCUUUAUCGACUCGCUCGAUCCCAGCACUCUUCCGAGAAUAAUGCAGAUCCAGUCUGGAAUUUACUUCCAAGGAUGAGAAAUCAGGAGGGAAAAACUGGAACAAGAACAAAGAACUUAAAGGGCAGCAAAAGCAGAUGGAAAAAGGUUCUGUAUAUGAAAUGCAUGGACAUGAGUGUUGCCUGGCCACAGGCGAAGUAAUUAAAGUCAUUGGAUUCAAAAUAGCAAAAGUUAAAGCGGAGAGUUGUGACAAUAUUGAAAACAACAAUUUCAGGACUACAGUGGAGCUACCAUUAGACUAUCCAGGUUUCUUCAAGGUUCUUGCUGACCCAUGCCCCUAUACAAGUGUUAGCGAUAUUAUAAAAUCAGUGCAAAUUGGGCACAACCGUUUGGGUCAUCCACACUUUUGGAGCAAUAUGGAUAUUCAGGUGAAAGACAUCGUCAUAAAAGAAGGGGAACAUAUAGUGCUAAACUCUCUGGCCGAAGCGGAUGGAGAGCAGUAUGUGAACUGUACAGUUAUCAGAGGAGGGAAAAAUAAGACAGUAAGGCUUCCACUGGCGCAUGAAGGAACAUUUUAUGAAUGCGAAGAUGACCAGUUUUAUACACUGAAGGAGAUUUUGGAAUGGAAGAUCCCCAAACACAGAAGACGAGUUGUGAAGCUCGCAAAAACAUUAGCAGCUUGGGGACCAAAUCCUUAUAAUGAGUAUCUUCAGAGUGAUCUGAGCUUGGUGCCUGUGUAUGAAAUACAAGCAGUAAUGAAACUCCGAAAGGAUAUUGUACACAUACCGUCCAACCUUGAUGUAGAGGUUGUAGAUGUGACAGAGCUUUAUGACAUUAACUCCUUUGUACAGCCUCUGUCAUUAAUUGAUGUUUUUAAAAGACUGGAUGAAGAUUUCCCCUUGUUGGCUGAAAUAAUCGAGUACCCUGACCACCAACAUAUUUACAAUUCCCUAAAAGCAGGAAGAGUAAUAGUUAUUCAUGAGAAGCACUUUGCCAAAACAACAAUUGCUUCCGAGAACAGAAGUGAUUUAAGUAAAAAGCAUUUUUUAAUUCCCAAAAGCUACAAAGGACGGUUUAAAAGAAGGCCAAGAGAAUUCCCAACUGUAUAUGACUUGGAGCUUGCCAUAAAAAGCAACGAGCGCUUGCAUGUCAUUGCAACAAAACCAUUUGAAUCUGAUUAUGCAGAGUUUUCAUCUGUCUGUGUAGGAGACCAGUUUCUUGUUCAUCAAUGCCAGAGUAUUGAAGUCAGCUGUGAAGGAGAUAAACGGAUAGUUGAAGCUCUGGCUUGUGAAAAAAUUGUGGAAAAAGACUAUAAACAAGUCCUUCUUCCAACAUACAUGGAAGGGAGCUUUGUCGAAGUCAUCCAUGAUAAAAAACAGUACAACAUUUCAGACAUUUGCAAACAUUUCAGCCUCCCAUUUAAUGUUAAAGUAUCUGUAAGAGAUUUGUCAAUCAACGAUAAUUUAGCAGCCUUGCCUUCAUUACGAAUUGAAGAAGAAAUUGCGGAUCCAUGUUUGCUGGUCAGUUUACUGGACAGCCCAUCAGAAUGUUUCAGGAUUCCGGUUCAGAGAGUAAACAUGUCCAUCCAAGUGUUGCAGGAGCCAGCAGUAAAUGUUCCAUGUUCGACACCAAAAACCAUUGUCGAAGAGAUCAGCGAAGACUUGUACUACAUGAUGCGUAGGUAUGAAAACUCCACUUUGCAUCCUCCUCCCCGACCUCCAAAGAAACCUCAGUCACCUGUGACGCCAACAACAUUGAGGCUGUUCCCCCCUCAACCUAGGAAACCGAAUCAUCCCAAGCCUCCAAGGAACUCACCAACAGAAAUGCCAAGGAACAAACCAAAAUCUCAGAUGCACAUUCCUGACAUUGCUACAAAACCAGAAAAUAUUCUUCAUAGUGUUACAAUUACAGAGCAUGUGAAAGAAAGAACCGACCACUGUGCUCCAGAAACAGACAUGUUGCUGCUUAAAGCCACAAGCCUUGCUGUAGAUUUUGAAAACUUGGACUUGUCUGACAACCAAGACUAUGAAUAUAUUGAUGAAAAUAAAGUUGAAGAUUUAAGAAAGCAAUUAAAUGAAAAUGAGCAUCAAAACAAUAAAAACUGCAAGAUAAAGAGAGAAAACCAUUAAGAAGAGUGAAUGAGAAAAAUGUCUUCAAGCGGGCAUCUGAUUGGGAGUACGCAGUCUUCUGACCAAAUUUCUGGAUUAUUUCUUUCCUCAAGGACUGGAUUUGUAAAUUAAAUCAAAAUUGUUGUUGAACUUAGAACCACUGAAAUUGCCUGGGACAAAUAUUGUCAUUCACCACUUAACAUCAGAUAAUGGUGCCCACAUGGUUGAAAUACUGGAAAUGAAAAAUUGUUCUAUCUUAGACGAGAACAGAUCGAUUAAUUUUGUGUAUCUUUUUGAUUAUCAGUCUUUUUAUAUUUUUAGGAUCCAGAAGUGUUAAAGUAAUUAGAAUUUUUUCAAAUAUGACGUGGAUUUUACCAUAUAGUAUUGCUUGCAAUGAGUAUUUUUGUACCUAGGGAUUAAUUUAUUUACUUCUAUUUGACAAUACUGAAGUAUUUAUUUUGUUUGCAUAAACAUGACCCACAAAGAACCAACAUUUCAGAAUUUCUAUUUCUGAACAAAUCUAUACAUUAUCAAUAUUUGCAAAUGCCUGAAUGAUCAUACUGAUAUUAUUGUAAAAGCAAUUAAAAUUAAACCGAUUUUAUAAAGUCAAACUAGUUACCAACAUCUAAGUUAA